Messenger RNA from Ziziphus jujuba (common jujube), 2478 nucleotides. RefSeq names its product pentatricopeptide repeat-containing protein At2g03880, mitochondrial. The record is from RefSeq and is a predicted model, not a curated record. NCBI's taxonomy places the organism in Eukaryota, Viridiplantae, Streptophyta, Magnoliopsida, Rosales, Rhamnaceae. The transcript has a single exon. Gene Ontology annotation, molecular function: protein binding; zinc ion binding; RNA binding. The coding region runs from base 51 to 1973 and encodes 640 amino acids. Gene Ontology annotation, biological process: RNA modification.
AUUCUCGGAAUGUUUGAAUUCAUUUUGGAAGCUUAUUAGAAGUCGGAACGAUGAGGGCCAUUUUCAAGAUGAACUGCACGGCGCGAAAACAGUCCCAUUGGUUGUGCGCUCGCUCUAUCACGUCCAUGGCGGCUCAGAAUACUCCAGAAUCACCGUAUUCUUCUCUGGUUGAUGAAUUGGGAAGAUUUUGCUUCCAGAGAGACUUGCCCGGAGCUAUCAAAGUCUUGGACGCCAUGCAAAGGAACGGCGUUCGGGCGGAUUCCAUCACGUACUCGGAGCUUAUUAAGUGCUGCUUGGCUCGUGGGACGGUUGAACAGGGUAAGCUCGUCCAUGAGCAUGUUUUCUCAAAUGGGCAUCGACCCACGAUGUUCGUAAUCAACAUUCUCAUCAACAUGUACGUUAAAUUUGAUCUCCUGGAUGAAGCAAGGCAGCUGUUCGACCAAAUGACUGAAAGAAAUGUUGUUUCUUGGACGACCAUGAUAUCGGCUUACUGUAAUGCUGAGCUCCAUGACAGAGCAUUGGAAUUUUUGGUUUUGAUGCUAAGAGAAGGUGUGAGGCCGAAUAUGUUCACCUAUUCUUCGGUUCUGAGAGCUUGCUCCAAGUUAUGGAAUCUUAAGCAGCUUCACUGUAGCAUAAUCAAAGCUGGGCUAGAAUCCGAUGUCUUUGUUCGUAGUUCUCUCAUUGACAGUUACUCAAAAAUGGGUGAACUGCAAAAUGCACUGUCUGCUUUCAAUGAAAUGGUAACUGGAGAUUUGGUUGUUUGGAACUCAAUCAUUGGGGGGUUUGCACAAAACAGUGAUGGUGAUGAAGCUCUGAAUCUUUUCAAGAGAAUGAAGAGGGCAGGUUUUCAAUCUCACCAGGCAACACUAACCAGUGUGUUAAGAGCCUGCACUGGAUUGUCUCUAUUAGAAUUGGGAAGACAAAUCCAUGUUCAUGUGCUGAAGUUUGACCAAGAUCUAAUUCUGAACAACGCACUUCUGGAUAUGUAUUGCAAGUGUGGCAGUGUAGUAAAUGCCAACACUGUUUUUUCAAGGAUGUUCGAGAAGGAUGUGAUCUCUUGGAGCACAAUGAUUGCUGGUUUGGCCCAAAACGGUUUCAGCAAAGAGGCACUAGGAUUGUUCGAGUCCAUGAAAGUUUCAGGGACGAAACCAAACUAUGUUACAUUAGUUGGUGUUCUGUUUGCCUGUAGCCAUGCUGGGCUUGUAGAAGAUGGUUGGUACUAUUUUCGAUCGAUGAAGCAGCUUUUUGGGAUUGCUUCAGGGAGAGAACACUAUGGCUGCAUCAUCGAUCUUCUUGGAAGGGCCGGGAAACUCGAUGAAGCAGUGAGGUUAAUUAAUGAAAUGGAAGGCGAACCAGAUACUGUUACAUGGAGAACUUUACUUGGUGCAUGUAGGGUUCACCAGCAUGCAGAUUUAGCAAUAUAUGCUGCUAAAAAAAUUCUAGAACUAGAUCCACAAGACUCUGGGACAUACAUACUGCUAUCCAAUAUUUAUGCCAAGUUUCAAAGGUGGGAGGAAGCUGAAGAAAUUAGGAAGACUAUGAGAAUCAGAGGAAUCAAGAAGGAACCAGGGUGCAGCUGGAUUGAAGUGAAAAAACAGAUCCAUGCUUUUAUUGUAGGAGAUAACUUGAAUCCACAAAUGGAUAAGAUUACUAGGUACCUAAACCAGUUGAUACAGAGAUUACUGGAAGUAGGUUAUGUUCCAGACACCAAUUUUGUUUUGCAAGAUCUUGAAGGGGAACAAGGGGAAGAUUCACUUAGAUAUCACAGUGAGAAAUUGGCAAUUGCCUUUGGUUUGAUGAGCUUUCCAAAGGAAAAGACCAUCAGAAUCAGGAAAAACAUCAGGAUUUGUGGAGACUGCCACGUCUUUGCAAAGCUGUUAGCAAAGAUGGAGCAGAGAACCAUUGUGAUAAGAGAUCCUAUCCGAUACCAUCAUUUUCAAGAUGGGAUGUGUUCUUGUGGGGACUACUGGUAGCAGAAUCCAUGAGCUCUUGCUGCAUGCGAAUUCUGUGUACAAUAGAAGGUACGUAAAAAAGAUACCUUGAAGAAAAAUGUCAAACCCAGUGAUCAAUUGAAAGAAAGAGAUAGUUAUCAUAUCUUCAUCUCCAAUAGAUACAAAGCUGGAGUUAUAUGUGAACUAAAAUUGAGAUGCUGACUCUAAUAGUAUAAGAAUUACGUUAAGACCAAAGAUGCAGAAGAUUUGACUAAUUGAUAGCUGAUAAAAUUGGUUUGCCGUUGUAUGAGAUUGGAUAUCAAAUUCCAUCUACCCCGAAGAUCGAGGAUUUGGCAUAGGUCCACGGUCCUCCAAUGGACAAAUAGGUAGCUUGAAUGUAAUGUGAUUGAUUACAACAAUACAAGUUGAUGUAUGCAUGUGUAGAAUUGAACUAAUUCACGCUGUAAUAUUCAUUGAAUCUUGUAUGUUCUGGUACAAAUUUAAAGGAAAUUCAAUAUGACGUGGGAACAAAGUUGCUUUUUUAUCA